AUGCAUAUCUUCUCCAUUCUUCUCCUGUCGCUGUGCGCGGCGUCCGUCAAUGUGGUUUCAUCGGAAACCAAUGUGGUGACCACGGCCCCAGCGGAAACAGUAGUCGACCUUUUCCUUGGGGCUAAACGCCAGAGCAAUUAUUCUUUCGUCGCUAGCGUGGUUGCAGUUGGUGAGACGGCUACAACAUUCGAGGUUGUAUGCAGGUCUGGGCUGCUCAACCUUCCCGGGUUCCCCACAACUACCUGCGACGCCAAUGACCCCCCAUGGACCGUAACAAAUGGGCCAUCUACUAUGGCUGGGACCCUGUCCACCGCAAUUGCGAGCGUGACGGCUGUUCUGGAUGAGGAGUGCAUCAUCACAGGGCGUAGUGCCGCGUACUGCAAUUACACAUAUAUUGGAGACUCGAGCGGCUCUACUACGUCCACCUCAUACACAACGAUUAUUAAUGGGAGCCUUUACUAUGAAUAUCCAGUCACCAUCACAGCUGGAGCUGAGAAGUUGUCUCUUGUGGUCGAGACAUCCAGUCCAGGUGGUGCGACACCUUCGGCCAGCAAUCCAAGCAGCGUUAUUACUUCAGGUUCUACGGGAUCAUUUAGGGACAAGAUAAGAGUGCUUGCCGUUGUGUCGCUGUUUAUACAUUGUUUUCCCGGGCUGGCGCCUUGA
This is a messenger RNA of Diaporthe amygdali, 663 nucleotides long. RefSeq lists its product as uncharacterized. Lineage: Eukaryota; Fungi; Ascomycota; Sordariomycetes; Diaporthales; Diaporthaceae. The transcript is spliced from 2 exons. Bases 1 to 663 code for a protein of 220 amino acids. The record is from RefSeq and is a predicted model, not a curated record.